AUGCCACCGGAUCAGUCGGACCCCCGCGGCGCCGCUGCUUCUUCGUCCCCCGGCGCUGCGGCGUCGAUUUUGGUGGGCAACACCCGUCGGAAUACUGCGUCUCCCAUGCAGCCUCCCGGCGGAGCUGCCAAUAGCGACGUGACGGACACCCCCGAAAAGAACACACCUGCUAGCAAUCACGGUGGUGGAUCAGCUGCCGUUGUUCUCGCGCCUCGUACAGGCGCCGCGCGCUCCUCGUCGCCGCACCUGCAGACUCACAGUCCGCCGGCCUUAGCCCGCCAAAGCGGCGGGGAUCACUCCCCGGCCCAUCUGUCGAACUCCACCUCGCCGUUCUACAUGGCGGACAUCACGACUGCUGCUGCUGCGGGUGCGGGCGCGAGGAGCCGUAACGGUGAAGAUAAUAGCAGUACUAACAAGAAGAAUGGCGAGGAUGGAACGACGGGCACUUCUGCCGCUCGCCUGCUCACGCCAUUGCGUACAACUGUGAAAAACACAGCCGUCCCGCGCACGUCCCCACGCGAGGACUCGCUUUAUCCGACCAUCCCGGAUGCCGGAGAUGCAGAGCUGAUCGCGUUUGAGGAGCAGGAGCCGCGUGGGUCGGCGUGGGGGAUUCCCUCUGUCGUGGUGCUGCGCCACCGGAUGGGCUUUAGCACGGUCGAGCUCACGGCUCAUCAGCGCGAGACGUACAGCCGCUACGACCUCGAGAACUUCGUGCUUUACAAGGAGCAGAAGUACAACGCCGUGAAUGUACUGUGGCGCUUUUGUUUGUUGUUGAUGUUUAUCCUGACUUUCAGCGUCUUCUGCCUUGUCUUCAGCACCUGCACCACGGAGUGGGUGGCACUGCAACACACGGACAGCUACCUUUCGCUGGGUCUGUUCGUCGCCUGCCACAACCGAAGCUGGAGCGAGUGCGCGCCGCGGGUCAGCUCCCGGUUGGAGUGGACGGUCACGGAUGUCGUAACCGGCGCCACCCUCUGCACAGCCUCCGCCAACUUCGUGCACCGCUUCAUUGGCGCUAUAUGGUCCAUGGCGAUUCUCCAGCUCCUGUGUGAGUUGAUUGCUUUGGCGCUCACGGCGUGGAUUGCCGCACGACCGACCCGCAGCGGUGCUCUCGUGAUGCUGUUCUUCGAUCUCCUCCUCGGCACCCUCAGCGGCGUUGUCGCGGUGGUGCUCUUCCAUCACUACAGCUCCUGCCUGCGCCAGACCUGCGAGGGGGAGCACCUGUCGGGCCGCCUCUGCAACGUGAGCUGGCGGUACGGGUAUAAGCUGUACCUCGGGGCGUUGGCCGUGCACGGCCUUCUGCUGCUGCUCGCACUUUGUAUGCACAGCUACAUCCACAACAUCCGCGUCACGGCGCGGAAGCAGCUGCGGGCGGAGCGGCACCGCGCGUCGCGCCGGCACGCGGAUGCGGUGGAGUACAUGGUACACGUAAUGAACAGCACGACUGGCGGGACGGACGAUCACCAUCAUCGCCAUCGCCACGAGGAAGAAGAGGGGGAGGACGGCAGCGGUGGCGUCGGCGGCUACGGCCGCGACAACGAGGCGGCCCUCGGCGAGGCUUCACCGAAUGAAAGGCGGCGACUCGCAACGACGCAGCGCGGGACGAGAAGCGGGGAGGGGGGGUCGCCUCCGCCGCCGCGUGAUGCACCGGAACAGCCGGGGCACAGCACCCUGCACAUCUCCUUUGCGGAUGUGCCGGACAGAGAACGGCGGCGAAGUCCUUCCGCACGUGAACAACGGAACGCGAGAGGUGGCGGUGAUACCCAGCAGGGUCAACAGUCGUGGCGCGGUGAGCAAGGCACCCACAACCACCUCUCCAGCAGCGGCCGAGGCGACGGCGGAGCGGCGAGAAGUGUAAGUGAUCUCACCGAGAGGACGGCGGCCGACUCGGGGCUCGGCUCGGAGGUCUCCCCGCCCACCGCCUUCGCCACCCAGCGACGCCGCGGGGAUCGGCGCCGGCAGCGGCAGCGCACCGCCUCCCCGCUGUUCCCCACUGGCUCUCCCCAUCAGCCGCAACACCACCACGUCACGCCGGGCGCGUCGAACCAAAGCAAGCGGAAGAUGAAGAAGAAGCUGUCGAGCGAGACCGCCGCGUACACGCAGGCCCGCAAGCGCAACCGCUUUUUCAUGCGCUUCUUCCAGCGCGCGUACGAUGCGAAUUACCUCACCGCGGCGGAGCUGGGUGUGCCGAUCGCCGGUGCCACGGACUGGGUCUACGACGACCGCAGCGACAUGUACUACUCCUUCGAGCGCAACAUGUUCUGGGACCCGCUGACGCACGAGUACUACAAUUGUGCGCUGAAGACGUGGCAGGAGUCACCAGACCAGGUCGUGGAGGUGCGAGAUGUGUUGGACUUCAUGCUGGAGGAGUCGGAGGAGGGGAGCGGGGGCGAGGAUGGCCAGGCAGAGCAGGCGGAGCAGCGCAGUGCGAUGGACGUGGAUGUGUACGUGGAUGCAAGCGAAGAAGACGAACCUACUCGGCGACGACGGUCGGUGCAGCACCACGGCGAACCCAUCACGGCCGCCACGGCCACGGCGACGGGCGGGGCUGAAAGCAGCGCUAUUGGCGGUACGGGUCCGAGUGCGAGCUCGCGCAAUCUGAACCGGAGCGCGUGGACGGCGGAAGGCGAGGAAGGCGAUGAGCGCGUGUUCCGCGCGGGUGCCGGAGAAGACGCAUCGGAUCUUCCCUCCACGCCCAGCUCUUUGCGAGGGUAG
Molecule: messenger RNA, 2715 nt
Organism: Leptomonas pyrrhocoris
Lineage: Eukaryota; Euglenozoa; Kinetoplastea; Trypanosomatida; Trypanosomatidae
Exons: 1
Coding region: 1-2715 (904 amino acids)
Source: RefSeq, a predicted model, not a curated record